UGGCCAUUGGAUUACACAAAUACAUCCUCACCCUUGAAUUCUUUAAUUUUAAAAAAUUGGACCACCGGAGAGCAACCGGUUGACCAUCUCUCUUCUUCUUCCACAGGCUAUUCUCUCUCUCUAUUUUCACUCUUUCGUUUCUCUCCCUCCCUCUACCUCUGCUACUCCCUCCUUCGAGUGAUCUCUUCCCCUGCUCCUCUCUCUCUUCUCUCUCUACUGUGCUCAUUCGUCUGUCUUCCUCUAGUUCGACUGACUGCAGAUUCUAAGAGCAUCUCCAGCAGCUUGGCUAUUCUUUCCUUUUAGCCAUAGAAGCGAGCUUGGAAGGGUAAAACAUUGCUCCAGCAGACUCGCUCAAGGAUCGCUACAAUGGUGGUGAGCUACAGGACCUUGCCAGGACAAGCGAGGUACUGUUCAUGAGCCUUUCAAUUUUUUAUUUAUUUUUGCCUCCUCAAUUCGGUUUUUGGCGGUAAAAUUUUUCAACGCUCCAAUGUCUCUUUCGAUCGUCGACAAUGGCAGAGAGCUCUUUGUUGUCAAAUUAAUCGAGAGAGGCGAAAAGAUUGAUGAGCAUGUACAGAGGGAGAUCAUGAAUCACAGAUCAUUGAAACAUCCCAAUAUUUUGAGAUUUAAAGAGCUCCGUAAUCUGGAAAGGGGUGUGGACAUAUUAGUUGCCACACCGGGCCGCUUAGUAGAUAUGAUAGAGAGGGCAAGAGUUUCUCUUCGGAUGAUCAAGUAUUUGGCUUUGGAUGAGGCUGAUCGAAUGUUGGAUAUGGGCUUUGAGCCCCAGAUUCGAAGGUUUGUUGAGCAAAUGGAGAUGCCUCCACCAGGUGCAAGACAGACGAUGCUUUUCAGUGCCACAUUUCCAACUGAGAUACAAAGGCUUGCUUCGGACAUUAUGUCAAACUACAUAUUUCUUGCUGUUGGAAGGGUUGGUUCCAGCACUGAUCUAAUUGUUCAAAAAGUUGAAUUUGUCCAGGACAUGGACAAAAGAAAUUAUUUGAUGGAUCUUCUUCAUACCCAAUGUGAUAAUGGAGCCCAUGGAAAGUGUGCCUUGACACUGGUUUUUGUAGAGACAAAGAGAGGGGCUGAUGCUUUAGAGCGCUGGUUGUCCAUGAAUGGUUUUCCUGCGACAGCAAUACAUGGUGACAAAGUGCAAAUGGCUCGUAGCUUGCAGUCAAACAAGUUGGGGCUCCAUUUUUGCCCCGAGGAUCCGUACUCACACCCUGCUUUUGGGGAGCUUCAACCCUGUAACAUUUUCUUUUGAAGAUAACAAAAAAGCUGUUUGGAAUGGCCAAGAUGCUGAGAACACUG
Camellia sinensis is the source of this 1308-nucleotide messenger RNA. The record is from RefSeq and is a predicted model, not a curated record. NCBI's taxonomy places the organism in Eukaryota, Viridiplantae, Streptophyta, Magnoliopsida, Ericales, Theaceae.